AAGACCAGCAGGCAGCUUUAUCGUUACAGCUUAUGAGACUACUCAUCAACUCCUUCUCCAAACAACAAAAUUAGGUCUUGAAAAUAUCUUUGAUUCGGUUCCUCAGAAUUCUUGACUAUUGCAAUGGCAAUUUCUCCACAAAGUUUCCCACCAAGGAAACGACGGCCUCCGGCGAGUUCCUUCAUGACUCCCAACUUAUCUGACCGGAAUCUUCUCCAAUCAGUCCUCGAACUAUCUCGAGAGAUUUCAUCGUCAAAGCCUCUUCAGUUCCUUCAGAAACACAAUUCUUUGUCAAUUAUACGCAAAUCGAAGCUCCUCGCGAUCUUAUUCGAGGAGUUAUUUAGCAGUUCAGGAUUUGAUUUUUAUUCUCCGUCGAUGUCGAUUCUUCUCUGUUUCGAAGAACUGUACAUAGUUUUGCAGAGGAUCAAGGCUCUACUUGAGGAUUGCUUUAAUGGAUGCAAGCUGUGGCUGUUGAUGCAAAACGAGUUGGUGGCGGGAAGUUUUCAUGAGUUGACGGUGGAAUUGUCGACCCUUUUGGAUAUAUUUCCGGUUAAAGAGUUUGAUUUAAACGAAGAUGUGAAAGAGCUUCUUAUUCUGAUCAGAAAGCAGAGUUCGCAGACCAAACUGUACAUAGACCCACGAGAAGAUAAUCUCCAGCAAGAGGUAUUAUCCAUCCUUGAUCGCAUUAAAAGAGAGAUCGUACCUGAUCAUUCAAAACUAGCUGAAAUUUUCAAGAGGUUAGGUUUGUGCGAUUCCUUGAGUUGCAGAGAAGAAAUUGAGAGCCUAGAAGACGAGGUCCGGAACCAAGUCGACGAGAAAUCCAAAUCGGAGGUAGUGGGUCUGAUCGGACUCGUUCGCUACGCCAAAUGCGUCCUUUUUGGACCAUCAACGACGCUGAGCUCCAAUUACCGGCGUCGAAAAUCGAUAUCGGAGAUGAAUGUUCCGUCGGAUUUCCGAUGCCCGAUUAGCCUCGAGCUUAUGCGGGACCCAGUAGUCGUGGCGACAGGUCAGACGUACGAUCGCGAGUCUAUCAACUUAUGGAUUGAAUCGGGACACAACACGUGUCCAAAGACAGGUCAGAACCUGGCCCACAACAACUGGAUACCUAACCUUGCUUUGAAGAAUCUAAUCGCCAUGUGGUGCCGCCAGCACCGAAUACCUUUCGAUGCCGCGGACGGCAACCAAAAGUUAAACGGCGUUAUAAACAAGGCUGCGUUGGAGGCUACUAAGAUGACAGCGUCAUUUCUGGUCAACAAACUCUCGGUCUCACAGUCACCGGAAGAAUCCAACGGUGUAGUUUACGAGCUUCGGAUUCUCGCGAAAGCAAACUCGGAUAACCGAGCCUGUAUCGCUGAGGCCGGUGCGAUUCCUUUCCUUGUGACGUACUUAGGCUCGGAUGUCGCUUCAAAGCUCCCCAACCUACAAGUUAACGCCGUCACCACAAUUCUCAACCUCUCCAUCCUUCAAGCAAAUAAAACUAGAAUAGUCGAGACUGACGGAGCAUUAAAUGCCGUCAUCGAGGUUCUUCAAUCGGGUGCCACGUGGGAGGCAAAGGGCAAUGCGGCCGCUACGAUAUUCAGCCUUUCCGGAGUCCACUCCUACCGGAGGAAACUAGCGAGGAAGACACGUGUCAUAAAAGGCCUGACGGAUUUGGCUAGAGAUGGGCCCACGUGUUCGAGAAGGGAUGCCAUGGUGGCAAUUUUGAAUUUGGCGGGAGCCCGAGAGACAGUUGGGAAGUUGAUUGAGGGAGGAGUGGUGGAGAUGGCAAUUGAUGUGAUGAACGCGUUACCGGAGGAGGCGGUGACAAUCCUAGAAGCGCUGGUAAGGAGAGGUGGUUUAGUAGCAAUCGCCGCAGCCCAUAGUGCAAUCGGAAAAUUGGGUUUGUUACUAAGAGAGGGAUCGGAGAUGGCGAGAGAAAGCGCCGCCGCAACUCUGGUUACAAUUUGUCGAAAAGGGGGUUCGGAUAUGGUGGGAGAACUGGCAGCGAUACCGAGAAUUGAGAGAGUGAUAUGGGAAUUGAUGGGUGCGGGUACAGUGAGGGCAAGAAGGAAGGCAGGGACAUUGUUGAGAAUACUAAGAAGAUGGGCUGCCGGACUGGAUGGUCAGGUAACGGAGGGAUAUGGUAGUACAACAACGGCUGUGAUUCCCUCAAGAACAGCGUUGACAACCUAAAAUUUGAGAUUUCUCAUUUGAUUUUUUUGCUUAAUUUUUUUUUUUCAUUCUUCCGUCUGGUUUAAAUUUUAAAGAAUGUAAUUUGUUUAACGUUUA
Messenger RNA from Tripterygium wilfordii, 2268 nucleotides. Its product is annotated as U-box domain-containing protein 16-like. Gene Ontology annotation, cellular component: nucleus; cytoplasm. The transcript has a single exon. The record is from RefSeq and is a predicted model, not a curated record. Gene Ontology annotation, biological process: protein ubiquitination. The coding region runs from base 124 to 2172 and encodes 682 amino acids. NCBI's taxonomy places the organism in Eukaryota, Viridiplantae, Streptophyta, Magnoliopsida, Celastrales, Celastraceae. Gene Ontology annotation, molecular function: ubiquitin-protein transferase activity; protein binding.